This is a messenger RNA of Ochotona curzoniae (black-lipped pika), 900 nucleotides long. It is a transcript of the gene BUD31, whose product is annotated as BUD31 homolog. The coding region runs from base 282 to 716 and encodes 144 amino acids. Gene Ontology annotation, cellular component: spliceosomal complex; nucleus. NCBI's taxonomy places the organism in Eukaryota, Metazoa, Chordata, Mammalia, Lagomorpha, Ochotonidae. The transcript is spliced from 7 exons. The record is from RefSeq and is a predicted model, not a curated record. Gene Ontology annotation, biological process: mRNA splicing, via spliceosome.
GAGGAGCGGAAGUCGUCAACAGAGGAGCGGCGGCUCGCGGCGCAGUGGCUUCAGGUUAUAGCCGAGACAGAGAAGCGAGGAGGGGACCAGGUGUAACUGCAGAGACCGGACACGGUUCCUCUUAGCACCUGCCAGAAGCCGCCCUGCAGUGCAGGGCCACAGCUUGUGGUGGAUGACAGUUAAUAGUUACAGCAAACAUCUGGUAGCAGCUGUCUUUCCCCACCUGUGCUUCAAGUCUUCCCAGUGACACCAUAAAUCGUUGCAUCCUCUUGAGAGAAGACAUGCCUAAAGUGAAAAGAAGCCGGAAAGCUCCUCCGGAUGGCUGGGAGCUGAUCGAGCCAACCCUGGAUGAGUUAGAUCAGAAGAUGAGAGAAGCUGAGACAGAACCCCACGAGGGCAAGAGGAAAGUGGAGUCGCUGUGGCCUAUCUUCAGGAUCCACCACCAGAAAACCCGCUACAUCUUCGACCUCUUUUUCAAGCGGAAAGCCAUCAGCAGAGAACUCUACGAAUACUGUAUUAAAGAAGGCUACGCAGACAAAAACCUUAUUGCAAAAUGGAAGAAACAAGGCUAUGAGAAUUUAUGCUGCCUGCGGUGCAUCCAGACACGGGACACCAAUUUUGGAACAAAUUGCAUUUGCCGGGUUCCCAAAAGCAAGCUGGAAGUGGGCCGCAUCAUUGAGUGCACGCACUGUGGCUGCCGGGGCUGCUCUGGCUGAGCCCCUUGGACUCGCACCCUUCCCUGCCUUGGAUUCUACGGCUUCCUGCCUUUGGAAAAACCCACUUGGCUGGGAGCAGCUCUUCUGCCAGAGCAGUGCCCCGUGCCAGGGUGGAGUGUAGCCUCUGCACAUGAGGUAUUCAUCAGCUUUGAUUUGUAAAAAUAAAACUUUUAAAUCUCUUGGA